AAAAUGGCCGCUCCUGGCAUCAACAGCAGAAGAUGUGAUAGAAAUGUUGAUUUUACAAGCCACACACAGAAAAACAUGGAAAUUUUCGUUCAGUGAGCUUUCCCGAAGCUCACUGAACGCAGCAUCGAUUCUUGGACGGCAGGGAGUCCUCUUGGCGCCUCUGCUUAUCUUUGGCUGCGUCGCCUGUAGACGCUGCAGUGGGUUGAGUGGAGCGGCGGUGAAUCCUCUUGGUCCGCCCGUUGAUCUUCGGCUCCGCCGAGCAGAGAAGCUGCGGCGGAGCUCAGAGUCAAGUUGGAAACUGCAGCGAUGCUGAGGACUUUGGUGCCGCUUCAGGACCGACUUGUUCUGGGGAAAACCUUCACCUAGAGGAGCCGCUGCCUGCCGCACUCAGACCCAACUUUGUUCUGGACCGAACCCGCUGCAGGACGGAGGGAGGAGGACGAUGGGGGUCGGCCUUUCUCCGAGCCUCACUCUGCUGUGCCUCGGCUUCGUCUCCGGGGUUCGAACCCUCAACCCCGACGACCCCAACGUGUGCAGCCACUGGGAGAGCUACGCGGUCACCGUGCAGGAAUCCUACGCCCAUCCCUUCGACCAGGUUUACUACACCCGCUGCACCGACAUCCUCAACUGGUUCAAAUGCACCAAACACAGGAUCAGCUAUAAGACGGCCUACAGGAGAGGCGUGAGGACGAUGUACCGCAGACGCUCACAGUGCUGCCCCGGGUUCUACGAGACCGGAGAACUCUGCGUCCCGCUGUGUACGGAGGAGUGUGUCCACGGCCGGUGUGUUUCUCCGGAUACCUGCCAGUGUGAGCCGGGCUGGGGGGGGCUGGACUGCUCCAGCGGCUGUGAGAGCGACUUCUGGGGCCCCCACUGCACCAACCGCUGCCAGUGCCGCAACGGGGCCAAAUGCAACCCGAUAACCGGCGCCUGCGUCUGCACCGACGGCUUCCAGGGCUGGCGCUGCGAGGAGCACUGCCACCACAACCUCUACGGCAAAGACUGCAUGCAGGAGUGCCAGUGCCUCAACGGCGCCACCUGCCACCACCAGAGCGGGGAGUGCCUCUGCGCGCCCGGCUACACCGGCAGCUUCUGUGAGGAUCCCUGUCCUCCAGGUAAACACGGCUCCAUGUGCGAACAGCGCUGCUCCUGUCAGAACGGAGGAACCUGCCAUCACGUCACCGGGGAGUGCUGCUGCCCGCCCGGCUGGAUGGGUCCGGUGUGCGCCCAGCCGUGCCCCUUCGGCUGGUUCGGCAUCAACUGCUCCGAGGAGUGCGCGUGUCGGAACGGAGGCCUGUGUGACCACAUCAGCGGCGUGUGUCAGUGCACCGCCGGCUACAUCGGAGAGAGGUGCCAGGAGGAAUGUCCGGUGGGAACGUACGGCCCGCAGUGCGCCCAUAAGUGCGACUGUCUGAACGGGGCCCGGUGCUUCCACAUCAACGGGGCGUGUCUCUGCAGCGAGGGCUUCAAGGGCCCCAGCUGCCAGCACCGCUUCUGCCCCGCCGGGCUCUACGGGCUGCUCUGCGACAAGAUCUGCCCCUGCCAGGGCAACAACACGCUCAGCUGCCACCCGCUGUCGGGGGAGUGCACCUGCGCCGCCGGGUGGGCGGGGCUUUACUGCAACGAGACCUGCCCCGCUGGUUACUACGGCAACGGCUGCAAGGAGCCGUGCAGCUGCGCCAACGGAGCCGACUGCGACGGCGUCAGCGGCGCCUGCGUCUGCGCGCCGGGCUUCAUCGGAGACGACUGCUCCAUCAGCUGUCCCCCGGGUCUGCACGGCACCAACUGCUCCGCCGCUUGCUGCUGCCGCAACGAGGCGUCCUGCUCGCAUGUGGACGGCUCCUGCAUCUGCAGAGAAGGCUGGCAGGGCGUGGACUGCUCCAUCCCCUGCUCCAGCGGUUCCUGGGGCUCCAGCUGCAACCAGACGUGUCAAUGCGCCAACGAGGCGGCCUGCCACCCCGUCAACGGCUCCUGCACCUGCUCACCGGGCUGGAGGGGCGAAUACUGCGACGUGCCCUGUCCCGACGGGUCCUACGGUUUGGACUGCAGGGAGAGAUGCGACUGUCUCCAUGCCGACGGCUGCGACCCGCUGACGGGAACCUGCCGCUGCCUCGCAGGCUGGACCGGCGUCCACUGUGACAGCGUGUGCUCUGAGGGCCUCUGGGGGCCAAACUGCUCCUCCAGCUGCUCCUGUGAGAACGGAGGCUCCUGCAGCCCAGAGGACGGCGGCUGCGUUUGUGCUGCAGGAUACCGCGGCACCAACUGCAGGAGAACCUGCUCCCCAGGGUCCUACGGCCUGCGCUGUGGCCAGCCGUGUCCCCAGUGCGUCCACAGCGACGCGCCCUGCCACCACGUCACCGGGCGCUGCGACUGCCUCAGCGGAUUCUUCGGCUCCCUCUGCAACCAAGUUUGUCCCAGCGGGAAGUUCGGUAAGGCCUGCGCCGAGUCCUGCGUCUGCACCAACAACGGCACCUGCAACCCGCUGGACGGCUCCUGCCAGUGCUACCCCGGCUGGAUCGGAGACGACUGCUCCAAACCCUGUCCUGCAGGGUCCUGGGGUCCAGACUGCCUCCAGCUGUGCAACUGUCACAACGGAGCCGAGUGCAGCGCCGCGGACGGAGAGUGUUCCUGCAGCCCCGGGUGGACCGGACUCUACUGCACGCAGCGCUGCCCGUCGGGUUUCUACGGCGUUCAGUGUUCAGAGGUUUGCCGCUGCCAGAACGGCGCCGACUGCGACCACAUCGGCGGCCAUUGCUCCUGCAGGACGGGCUUCAUGGGGCCCAGCUGUGAGCUCAAGUGUCCGUCAGGGACGUUUGGCUACGGCUGCCAGCAGCUCUGCGAGUGCUUGAACAACGCCACGUGCGACUACGUGACGGGAACCUGCUACUGCAGCAUCGGCUUUAAGGGGAUCCGCUGCGACCAGGCCGCCCUGAUGAUGGAGGAGCUGAACCCGUACACCAAGAUCAGCCCAGCGUUGGCGUCGGAGCGCCAGUCGGCCGGCGCCGUGCUGGGCAUCGUCUUCCUGCUGCUGCUCAUCAUGGCCAUGCUGGUUCUGGUGGUCUGGUUCCGGUUCCGGUACCGGCAGCGGGAGAAAGGCCAGCAGGCGCCCAGCGUCAGCUACACCCCCGCCCUGCACAUCGGCUCCACCGACUACUCGCUGUCAGCAGGGCUGCAGUGUGCAGGCCUGCUCUCCUCUGCAGACUCGUCUCCCAGCAGCAGCUCCGCCGCCGGCUGCUUCUCCAACCCCAGCUACCACACGCUGGGGCCGUGCGGCUACGCCGCACACUACGGCAAGCCGGACAAGAAGAGCGCCGCCCAGAUGAAGCCGAAGAAGAGAUUCAGGAACAGCGCUCCGGAGUGGGGCGCCUACUGCAACCUCACUGAUCUGGGAGUUUACUGCAUCGACCGGCGCCUCAGUUACCACCUGGAGCCGCCCUGCAGAGACUACAUGAAGGGCUCUCUGUCCAGCACCUGCUCCCUGAACAGCGAGAAUCCGUACGCCACCAUCAACGACCAGCCGGCGCUCUGCAAGCACGCCGAGAGCAGCUACGUGGAGAUGAAGUCGCCGGUGCGUCAUGAGCAUGCGACGCGCUGCUGCGCCGCCGCCAUCAGCAGCGGCGGCGGCGGCGUUCCGCCCGCCAGGAACGUCUACGACAUCGAGCCGACCGCCAGCGCCGCGCUGCUGCCCGGUUACCCUCAGAACCCGUACGACCUGCCCAGGAACAGCCACAUCCCGAGCCACUACGACCUGCUGCCGGUCCGGCCCAGCCCGACCCGCAGCAUCACCCCGCCGCUGCCCGGCAGCCCCACCAGCUCGCUGCUCUGAGCCCAGCGCCCUCACUGGGACGCUCCCAGUUCCACCAGUUUAUUUCUUCGUCACGGUGUUUGAGCGGCGCAGCGUCUGAACUUGAUGAACAGAACUUCAGAAGCGGGUCUGUUGUUCAAAGGAACUGAAGAACUGAAAGUUCCUGAACCGAAACUCGGCUCCUGACCAUGAAACCUCUUUGGGAACAUUUCUGCUAUUUUUACACACUUUCUUAUUUCCUGCUCACAUUCAGAGAUCCAGCAGGAAUCAAAGUUUCUCUUUUCUAUGUUCUAGAUAUAUCUGUCCUAGAUAUGGACUUCUGGAUAUUGUUGUGAUUUCCCUUGUUGUGUUGAGCUUCAUUCUCCUGCAUGCCAAAGAAAAAUAUUCAGAAACCCC
Molecule: messenger RNA, 4201 nt
Organism: Gambusia affinis (western mosquitofish)
Lineage: Eukaryota; Metazoa; Chordata; Actinopteri; Cyprinodontiformes; Poeciliidae
Product: multiple epidermal growth factor-like domains protein 11
Exons: 26
Coding region: 443-3826 (1127 amino acids)
Cellular component (GO): membrane
Molecular function (GO): protein binding
Source: RefSeq, a predicted model, not a curated record